GUUUCCUUGUCUUUGACUGGAGACCAACUCGCAGAGAGGCGGAUGAUAACAGCAUCCUUUGCUGUUAUUCAGCCAUCACACAUCUCAAUGAACUGCUCGCAAAGAAGCCACUGAUCGUGCCUCCUGCUGCGUGCAGGGCAGAGAUACUGAUCAGUGUCUACAACUGCAAUCUCUUUUUCAUAUGAGAUUAUUUUUUCACAAACUCUUUUUGUAUUUCAAGGUCUCUGUAGCCUGUCUCUUUCCACCAUGGUGCUAGGAAAGGUAAAGAGCUUCACAGUAAGCUACGACUGUCUCAAUGACAGCAACGUUCCCGUUUUCUCCAGCGGGGACUGCGUCUCAGGGAGGGUGGUCAUCGAAGUCACGGGAGAAAUCCGCGUGAAAUCUCUCAAAAUCCACGCGAAGGGAUUUGCAAAAGUUCGUUGGACUGAAUCGAGAAAUGCUGGAUCCAACACUGCCUACACGCAAAACUACACAGAAGAAGUGGAAUAUCUAAAUCACAAAGAUAUUUUGAUUGGACACGAGAGAGACGAUGACAACUCGGAGGAAGGACUCACCACUAUCCAUUCAGGAAGACAUGAGUAUGCAUUCAGCCUCGAGCUUCCACAGACACCUCUGGCUACCUCCUUUGAAGGGAAGCACGGCAGUGUGCGCUAUUGGGUAAAGGCAGAACUCCACAGGCCAUGGCUCCUGCCCAUGAAGACCAAGAAGGAAUUUACAGUCUUUGAGCACAUUGACAUCAACACUCCAUUAUUGCUGUCACCACAGGCCGGCACGAAAGACAAGACGCUUUGCUGUUGGUUCUGCACCUCAGGUCCUAUUUCCCUAAGUGCCAAAAUUGAAAGGAAGGGAUACACCCCAGGAGAGUCAAUCCAGAUCUUUGCAGAGAUCGAGAACUGCUCGUCCCGCAUGGUGGUGCCAAAGGCGGCCAUCUACCAGACCCAGACCUUCUAUGCCAAAGGGAAGACGAAGGAGGUCAAGCAGCUGGUGGCCAACCUGCGGGGAGAGUCUCUGUCCUCGGGCAAAACUGAGACCUGGAGUGGCAAGAUGCUGAAGAUCCCACCUGUGUCCCCCUCCAUCCUGGACUGCAGCAUCAUCAGAGUGGAGUACUCCCUCAUGGUGUACGUUGACAUCCCUGGGGCAAUAAACCUGUCCUUGAACCUGCCCCUGGUCAUCGGAACCAUCCCUCUCCACCCCUUCGGCUCCCGUACCUCCAGCGUCAGCAGCCAGUGCAGCAUGAGCUGGCUGGGCAUGGGUCUGCCUGAGAGGCCUGAAGCUCCUCCAAGCUAUGCAGAAAUUGUAACAGAGGAGCAGAGGCAGAGCAGUCUGGAUGUUCCAGCGGCCCGCGAGGAGCUGGACGGACCUCUCUUCGCCUACAUCCACGAGUUCCGCUUCCAGCCUCCUCCUCUGUACUCUGAGAUCGAUCCUAACCCAGAUCACGCCAGCCGUACAGAGGAGCGCCGGCUCGACGCCUGUCCAUCACGCUGAAAGGUGCUCCUGAAAUUCCCCUGAGCGACUCGGGGAGCUCAAAGAAAACCUGCCUGAAAGGCUCAGCUUCCUUUAUUUUUCUCCAACAACAGCGUCCACCCAACGCUGCUGACAUCAAGAGGAAAGUAUCCAACCCACCAACUAACAGACAAAGACUUGGACAAAUACCCAGUUGGGUUGGACAAAUCUGUUCCUGCCUUCCCUCAGCGAGAGAAACAGGAGUCACUAGUGUGGGGUUGGAUAUGUACAGAUGAACACAUAUUCAGUCUGUAUGAAAAGCCCCACUGGUAGCGAGAGCCCUGCUGAUAGUGACUGACAGUGAUGAGGAGGAAUCAGCAGGGCUCAGUCUGCCAAGCUCCUCUUUAACCCCUGAUUCUUCUGUACUCAUGGCACAUAAGGACAUGGCUCCUCACACAAAGGGCAGGACUAAUCAUGUCCAGACUUCAGUAGAAUCACCUAAAGAUAAACGGGAUGAAGAGAGAAAAAUAACAACAACGACAACAACGUUCUAACCACCAUAGUCUGUAUGAAUGAAAGCGUUCAGCGGCAGCGGUCAACUAUAGAGCAAAGACUAGGUCCUCCUGCCUCAUUUGGAAUUUUGUUUUGCACAUUUUAUUCUUUACUUGAGUUGUGUGGCUCCGUUUUAACGAGAAUUGAAAAAAAAAAAUCACUAAUAGUUUGGUUUCAGCCUUGUAAUGCACCAGACUAAGAAUAUGAGACUGCAGGCUUAACUUAAAGACUUUCAUCUGCGUAACUUUGAGCAGCGCUGAGAGCAGGAUUUGUUUUUUGGAAAACAAAAAAAGACUGAAAAGGACGAAAACAAUGCACUGAAUUUGUUUAAGCUGUUUAAGAACUUUCUUUUUUCUCCUUUAUGACAUUUCCUCAGUGACUUACAACAACUAGACUGGACUUUUACUACAACUGCAGCACACUAUCUCCAUCUGGAAGCUCUUUAUGAUGUUGCCUCCUCAGCUUGGAUCCAAGUGUGGCUUCCCUCCUCUUUUAGUUAAGCUCUGUUAUUCUGUUUUUGUAUUUAGCUCCAAUCAUAGAAUAUAGCUUUUUAGCCUUUUUUUGUGUUGAGGUUGCUCUGGAUUUGGACUAGGAGGGUUGCAGACCUGCAUUUGCCACUCAAACUGUAGCUGAAGAGAAUCGUGUGAGUCCGUGUGUGUGUGUGUGUGUGUGUGUGUGUGAACGGUGUGUGUUUGUGUGAAACGGGGUGGUACAAUGUGGAGGGACUCGCCUCACCCUGUUUGCCUGCAGCCCCUCUACUCCUAAUCUCAGGGCAAGCCAGGCUUGCAUAACUGCCCAAAAAAAGCACUGUCUCAGGUGGUCUUCUCACUUGCCAAACGGUUGGGAAAAAAGAGAAAAAAAAAUGUUUUAGGUUUUUGUUUUAAAUCGCACUGUUGGAAUUGAUGAGUUUUGUUUUUUUUUUAACUACCAAAACGACAGAAUAGACCUGCAGCGAGGCAGCUUUCUGAGAUUAAUCACAUUCCCUUUUUGUCCUGCUGCACUUGCCCAGAUCAUCAAACAAGCAGUUUGAUUUUACCAGACCAGUGAAGCCAGAAUGCUAGCUAUAAAAAAAAGAAGAAAAUAGAAAGAAAAAGAGGAAUCCCACUGCUUCUGUGUUAAAGGAGCAAACCCAGCACAAACCAAGAAGCUGGGGACGUUGCUAAACUUCUGUUGAGACUGGUCAGAACAAGUAGUAAUAGGUUGACGUGAGUAAUACAUUGGUUUUCUAACUCAUUCAACACAAAAGACCAGCUGCAACAGAGGUUUGUCAUAGUCAAGAGAAAAAAAGCAGCACUUUUUUUGAUAAGAAAAUAAGAAAAAAAGCAUUCAAUGGUGAAGGUCUGGAGAAAAACCAUCUGGUACUAACCACGUUAACGAGGAUUUUUCAGUAAAGCAGUGUUGUGUAGGACAUUAAUGCAUUAUUUAACUUCUUUUUUUUUUUUAGGAUUAGUGACUUUUUUUCUAAGUUUACAUUUUAAACGUAGCUGACACCAGUUUGUAUGUGUUGGUCGUGUGUGUGUGUGUGUGUGUGUGUGUGUGUGUGUGCACGCUCUUACCGAGAUCCAGCUGCGACUGAACUAAAUCUACGGCUUCUGACAGUAAUCGACAAAGUGCAGAUUAUUAAAGUGAUCUUAUCUUAGUGGCCUUGACACAGAAAAGACCUGAUCAUGAUUCUUCAUCUUUCGGCGUCUAUGUCCAACCCUUUUUGUUACGUUCGUACACAUCUGUGUGUUGUAGACCUUUUCCGUGUUUAUUCAAAAAGGACAAAAAGGGAAGAGAAAGGAAAAAAAAAAGUGUUUUAAAGAAAAAGAGGAAAAAAAGACAUCCUGGACAGGUCUCUCGACUGUGUUAUUUUUCUGAAGCUGAUGACGGUUGACUGAUUUUAUUUUAUUUUUCAUGUAUUUCUGGGCAUUGGUUUAGUUUGCUUCCUAGUUUGUUUGUUGUUUUUAAAGCAACUCUUCUGAGUUAGUCUCCCUGACCACCCUGAUCCCCCUCAGGCCUGGGGGUGGCAGCUGUUGAUCAGCACCCUUCCCCCCACCCCUGAGAAACAUUUAGAUAACAGCAGACAAACUGCUUCUUCCACAGUUCAACUCACCUUCUUUCCUGUUCUAUUCAUUUGCGGUUUGUUCGGAUUUUAUCCUAGGGAAACUGAAUCAAGCUACGCGGUUAUGAAUAAGCUUACAUAUUUGUUUCAGGUUGGUCAAUUCCAUAGUCCAUUUUGCUUGGGCCUCAGAGAAGUCCAGUGUCAAAACUAAGCUAAACUCCUGCCCCGAUAAAAGGCAGGAACUGAAAUGUUCAGAGGUAAAGAACCUGGGAGACGGGAUCUGAAACAUUUUAGAAACAAAGUGCAAUAUCACUCACUGAAUUUUUCUUCAUUCUCCAUUUGUAUGUUACUAUCUUUUUUGUUUGUUUGUUUUGUCUGUUUAUCAUGACGAUGUAUAGAUAUUCUAUGAAUAUACUACUUUCUGAAUGAUUUAACCUUUUGUCUAGUUCUUCCUUUUGAUUUGAAUAAACGUUUUGUUCUAAAUGA
This is a messenger RNA of Acanthopagrus latus (yellowfin seabream), 4525 nucleotides long. RefSeq names its product arrestin domain containing 3a (gene arrdc3a). The transcript is spliced from 8 exons. The record is from RefSeq and is a predicted model, not a curated record. Gene Ontology annotation, biological process: protein transport. NCBI's taxonomy places the organism in Eukaryota, Metazoa, Chordata, Actinopteri, Spariformes, Sparidae. The coding region runs from base 247 to 1485 and encodes 412 amino acids. Gene Ontology annotation, cellular component: cytoplasm.